AUGGGGGAUAAAAGCAGUGGUGCAGCGAGAGUGACAUGUAAAUUUUAUGACGAACUUGACGAAAUUUUUAGAAAGAGUCCAAGUGUUGAACCAAUAAGUGUUGCAUCUUCUCAUAAGUCGAAUAAUUUGCCAGCUGUAGACUCUGAUUCCGAUUCUGACAAAGAAAAUUUAAAAUAUCAGUCAAAAAAAAAGAAAACUAAACUUCAGAAAGAGACUAUUUCAAUGUUAUCAAUCUUUAAAGAUGAUGCAAAUGUAAGAGAAGCAGCUCGACAGGAUCGGCAUAGGGAAACGUUAGAUGCUUUCAAUAGGGCUAUUGAUUCUUAUGAAGCUCAAAUGCAAAAACUAAUUGAUAAAUUGUGA
Messenger RNA from Mycetomoellerius zeteki, 360 nucleotides. RefSeq lists its product as uncharacterized. Bases 1 to 360 code for a protein of 119 amino acids. NCBI's taxonomy places the organism in Eukaryota, Metazoa, Arthropoda, Insecta, Hymenoptera, Formicidae. The transcript has a single exon. The record is from RefSeq and is a predicted model, not a curated record.